Anopheles nili is the source of this 2564-nucleotide messenger RNA. RefSeq names its product protein disulfide-isomerase A5. Bases 92 to 1996 code for a protein of 634 amino acids. The record is from RefSeq and is a predicted model, not a curated record. Gene Ontology annotation, cellular component: endoplasmic reticulum. Gene Ontology annotation, molecular function: protein disulfide isomerase activity. The transcript has 6 exons. Gene Ontology annotation, biological process: protein folding. Lineage: Eukaryota; Metazoa; Arthropoda; Insecta; Diptera; Culicidae.
UAUCAAAAAAAUAUUUUCUUUAAAGCUAACAUUGCAAACAAAUUGAUAUCAUCAGCAUCGAAUUGGGGUUACUGAAAAUAGAUCGGACGCAAUGAAACUGUUUCAUUUUACCGUUAUGCUAGCGGCGUUUAGCGUUUGCUUAGUUCAUUGCAAAACACAAAAAAGUCCCGUUAUUGAUAAUAUCAAUGACAUGAAAGAACUGAAAAAGCUGUUUCGCACGAAAACAAAUGUACUGAUAAUGUUCGUGUCUAGUGUAAAGGAAAACAACGCAGUUCUUGCGUCUUUCAGGGAAGCUGCACAAACCGUGCGAGGCCAGGGAACGCUGGUUCUAUUUGAUUGUAGCAAUUCGGAGGUGAAAAAAAUUUGCAAAAAACUCAAAGCAAAUCCUGCCCCAUACGCGUUGAAACACUUUAAGGAUGGCGAUUUUCACAAGGACUACGAUCGUCAGCUGACGUCAACCAGCAUAGUUAACUUUAUGCGUGAUCCUACUGGCGAUCUCCCGUGGGAGGAGGAUCCGAUCGGAGUUGAUGUGCAUCAUGUCCCCGAUGCUGUGUCCUUAGGGAAGUUUUUAAAGAAAGAACUAAAACCUGUCUUGGUGAUGUUUUACGCACCGUGGUGUGGUUUCUGUAAGACGCUAAAACCAGAAUUCUCUGCAGCAGCCACGGAACUUAAAGGGCGCUAUGUGCUGGCAGCGAUUGAUGUGAACAGACCGGAAAAUUCAAUCAUCCGCAAACAAUACAAUAUAACCGGUUUCCCAACUCUACUUUACUACGAAAACGGUCGAAUGAAAUACACGUUUGAAGGAGAGAACAAUAAAGCCGGAAUAGUGGCCUUUAUGAAAAAUCCUGCCGCUCCUCCACCAACGAAGCCAAAGGAACCCGAUUGGGCGUCGGAGAGCUCAUCUGAAAUCGUGCACCUGACGGCGGGAAAUUUCGAGCCAGCUUUGAAGGAUGAGAAAUCUGUAUUAGUAAUGUUCUACGCACCGUGGUGCGGCCAUUGCAAAAAAAUGAAACCCGAGUAUGAAAAGGCGGCAGAAAUUAUGAAAUCUAAGAACAUCCCCGGCGUUCUAGCAGCGCUGGACGCAACCAAGGAAGCAUCCGUGGGACAACAAUACGGCGUAAAAGGAUAUCCAACGGUGAAAUAUUUCAGCAACGGAGAAUUUAAAUUCGACGUUAAUGUACGAGAUGCUGAAAAAAUAGUUGAAUUUAUGCAGAAACCAAUUGAACCUCCUCCACCACCAGCUCCGGAAGCUCCUUGGGAGGAUGAAGCUUCUGACGUAGUACAUUUAAACGACGAAACAUUCAAACCGUUCCUUAAAAAGAAGAAGCACGUGCUAGUAAUGUUCUAUGCUCCAUGGUGCGGUCACUGUAAGCGCGCGAAACCGGAAUUCACUCGAGCAGCAGAACAUUUUAAGGAAGACCCAAAAACAGAACUUGCCGCAGUGGACUGUACCCGUUACAGUUCAGUUUGCUCUUCCUUUGAAGUACGCGGAUAUCCAACGUUCAAAUACUUUAGCUACCUUAAGACAGUACGCGAGUACAACGGUGGUAGAACGGAGACUGAUUUUAUUACCUACCUAAAAAAUCCCAACGCUGCCCCUGCAAAGACUGAUAAACCCGCCGAGCCGUUUGGAGAUUUUCCCGGUUCGGACAAGAUACUUUUCCUAACAGACGACAACUUUCAGGAAGUAGUCAAGCUUGAAUCUAAACUACUGAUUAUGUUCUACGCACCAUGGUGUGGCCAUUGCAAACAUAUGAAACCUGAAUUUGCAAAAGUAGCAGAACUGUUGGCUCUAGAGAAACUGCCAGCGAAAGUGGCCGCUCUAGAUUGUACGAUCCACACGAAAACAGCGGAACAAUUUCAAAUUCGUGGAUAUCCCACGCUCAAAUAUUAUUCCAAAGGUCAAUUUCAACGAAACUACGACGGAAAACGAACAGCGCAGGAUAUGUUACAAUUCCUCCGGUCCAGUGGCUCAAAUGUGAAGGAGGAAUUGUGAUUCAGUUCGCAAUUGCUAUCAACGGUUUACUUUUUCUGUUUAAUUUGUUAAUUCGCUAUCGUAACAUCCUAAGAAUACCGGAGACUACCAUGUCACUCACAUAAUCUGAUUAACAGUUCUCACAACUCUUAGGUUUAGUAACAUCUUUCUACCUCUUGUCUUGAAGUUCUAAUUGUUCUUUAUUUACUAAGUGUAUAUAUUAUCGUCUUUGUGUCUUGUAUUAGGUACGUGCAUUUUUAUAGCCGUUACUAUGAACGCGUAAUAACAGGUUCCAUCAGUUUCUAAAGCCUGUGGUAUUUAGCCAAGGUAAGAAAUAAAUCUCACUGUCAGCAUGAACACGAGAAAAAUGUCUAUAACUUUCGUCAUCAAAAAAUUGAACGAAGUUCUAAUAAGCACUCUGGAUUACGCUAGUGUUGUAAUUUUAAAGCCCGGAAUCUCACAAGGCUGCGACUUUGUGCAAACGUUUCUGAACCAUCUAUUUUAAUAACAAAUUCCAAUGAUUAUAGCACAAAAAAGUAACUGUCCAUGAUAAACAAAUUUCAUUUAUGGACGUGUUUGUGUUCAAAAA